AUGGGGUGCGGCGCCAGCGCCGUCUGUUCGUCGCGCGUGUCUGCUGUUCUCGACUCCAGCCGCUGCUGCUCCUCGGAGCACUUCUUCCGGGACAGCUGCCUCACCCAGGACGAUGAAGAUGCAGCCCUUCACGAGCGGUCCGCAGCAGAGGACAGCGAUGGAGUCACUGAUGGCCUUGACACCUUCUCGGACAUGGGCAGCACAGCGCUGUUGGAGGAGUGCGAGGCGGCGCAGCGUGUGGCAGCCCUGCCGGAUGGCGAGCUGUUCCGCGACGAGGACUUCCCCGCAGAGGCGAGCAGCCUCAGCCACUCCGACCCGCAGGCGGCGCACCUCAGCGACGUCGUAUGGCUGCGGCCGCACGAGCUGGUGGAGGAGCCCCGGCUGCUGGACGAGGGCCGCGGCGUGUCGGCGGUGCGGCAGGGCGCGCUGGGGGACUGCUGGCUGCUCAGCGCGUGCGCCGCCGUGGCCCAGCGGCCGCACCUCCUCAGGAAGGUGGUGCCGGGCCGGCAGCCGCUGCGUGGCGCGGGCUACCGGGGCGCGGUGCGCGUGCGGCUGUGGCGCUUCGGGCGGUGGCGCUGCGUGCUGCUCGACGACCGGCUGCCGGCCAGGGGCGGCGCGCCGCUCUACGCCAGCUGCGCCGGCGCCGCCCUCUUCUGGGUCUGCUUCGUCGAGAAGGCGUACGCCAAGCUGCACGGCAGCUACGAGGCGCUGGCGGGCGGGCACGCGCUCGAGGCGCUCGUCGACCUGACGGGCGGCGUCGCCGAGAAGCUGCGCUCGUCGGCCGCGCUCUACCCGCUGCUCAGGGACGCCUUCGCGCGCGGGGACCUCGUCACCUGCGCCAAGAAGGGUAACUGGGCGUCUAUGUCGGCGAGUAGGCCCGCGGUGACGGAGAGCGGGCUGGCGCGCGGCCACGCCUACACCGUGCGGGAGGUGCGCCACGUGCGGCAGGCUGGCCGGCGGCCGCUGCGCAUGGUGCGCGUGCGCAACCCCUGGGCCGACCACCGCGAGUGGACCGGCGCCUGGAGCGACGGGGACGGGCGCUGGCAGCUGCUGGACGAGGAGACGCGGCGUGAGAUGGGCGCGCUGCAGCCGGCGCCGGACGGCGAGUUCUGGAUGGAGUUCUCUGACUUCCAGCGACACUUCUCCGAGAUCACCGUCGCCACACUCGUGCCCGAUCUCGACUACGACGCCGACGGCGCCGACGUGGAGGUGUGCCACGGGGAAUGGGUGGCGGGGCGCAGUGCAGGCGGCUGCCGCAACGACAUCAGCAAGUUCACUACCAACCCGCAGUUCCUGCUCACGCUCACCACCACCGAUCCAGCAAAGCAGUGCCCUUGGACGCGGCUGACGGUGCUCACGACAGGGCGUGACGGCACCAUUCUGUACUGUCCACGAACGCACAGGAAAUGA
Messenger RNA from Schistocerca cancellata (South American locust), 1410 nucleotides. Its product is annotated as calpain-9-like. The transcript is spliced from 10 exons. Gene Ontology annotation, cellular component: cytoplasm. The coding region runs from base 1 to 1410 and encodes 469 amino acids. Lineage: Eukaryota; Metazoa; Arthropoda; Insecta; Orthoptera; Acrididae. Gene Ontology annotation, molecular function: calcium-dependent cysteine-type endopeptidase activity. Gene Ontology annotation, biological process: proteolysis. The record is from RefSeq and is a predicted model, not a curated record.